Caenorhabditis briggsae is the source of this 636-nucleotide messenger RNA. The coding region runs from base 1 to 636 and encodes 211 amino acids. Lineage: Eukaryota; Metazoa; Nematoda; Chromadorea; Rhabditida; Rhabditidae. The transcript is spliced from 6 exons. The record is from RefSeq and is a predicted model, not a curated record.
AUGUUCUACGCGUGUCUCGCCAUCAUGAUACUAUUUGUUAUCAUGUGUUCUUGUAUCACAAUGGCAAUUAUAGAUCUCGAAAUGUACAAUUUCGGGCUUUACAUCGUACUUUUAUGCAUUGUUGGAACUAUGCUCGCAUGUGCUCUUUGUAUAGCGAACCCAGGAGCAUGUGCAAAUCCCAUGUGGUAUACGAAUUUCUGUCUUUUAUUACAUGACUACAUGCAAGAAAUGUAUCCAGUGCAUCCGGACGGAACAUCGAGUCCAAAAAUGACAGGAUUAAGGGCACAAAUGCAGAGACACGCUGCACAGAGUAUGGCAACUUCAGAAGACGGAACACGAUUAACAGUUAGGCAAGAAUCACGGGCUACUGUAGCUAUGUUGGCGCCUGCAGUUCAUAUUAUGCACCAGGUGUGGAAAGGAAUGGCAUGGGUAACAGAUGGAAUUGAAGAGGAAGAUGAGGAUACAAGAAUGUCAAUGUAUGAUAAAAUGGAGCAGGGGACAUCGGAUGAAACAAGAUCUGUAAGUGAUCAUGCACUGAAGAGGUUGUCCACGAUUGCUGAAACAAGUUCUUAUAUUCUUCGCGAGCUGGAAGAACCAAGCAGCGAAAUUAAUUCCAGAAACGAUGUGACUCUUUGA